Messenger RNA from Puma concolor (puma), 1011 nucleotides. RefSeq names its product SAM pointed domain containing ETS transcription factor (gene SPDEF). Gene Ontology annotation, biological process: regulation of transcription by RNA polymerase II; cell differentiation. Gene Ontology annotation, molecular function: sequence-specific DNA binding; DNA-binding transcription factor activity, RNA polymerase II-specific. Gene Ontology annotation, cellular component: nucleus. Lineage: Eukaryota; Metazoa; Chordata; Mammalia; Carnivora; Felidae. The record is from RefSeq and is a predicted model, not a curated record.
AUGGGCAGCGCCAGCCCGGGCCUGAGCAGCGUGGCCCCCGGCCGCCUCCUGCUGCCCCCCGACGCUGUGUUGCGCACAGGCGUGGAAAAGGCGGCCGUGGGGGCGGUGGGGCCCGAGAGACGGGACUGGAGCCCCAGCCCGCCUGCCACGCCUGACCAGGGCCUGUCUGCCUUCUACCUCUCCUACUUUGACAUGCUGUACCCUGAGGAUGGCAACUGGGCCACCAAGGGCCCCGGGGCCAGCUCUCGGGAGGAGCCACCUGAGGAGCCCGAGCAGUGCCCUGUCAUCGACAGCCAAGCCCCCGGGGGCAGCCUGGACUUGGCACCGGGGAGUCUGACCCUGGAGGAGCACUCGCUGGAGCAGGUGCAGUCCAUGGUGGUGGGCGAGGUGCUUAAGGACAUUGAGACAGCCUGUAAGCUGCUCAACAUCACCGCAGACCCCGUGGACUGGAGCCCUGGCAACGUGCAGAAGUGGCUCCUGUGGACAGAGCACCAGUACCGGCUGCCCCCCGUGGGCAAGGCCUUCCAGGAGCUGGGGGGCAAGGAGCUGUGCGCCAUGUCGGAGGAGCAGUUCCGCCAGCGCUCACCUCUGGGUGGGGACGUGCUGCACGCCCACCUGGACAUCUGGAAAUCAGCGGCCUGGAUGAAAGAGAGGACUUCUCCUGGGGCGAUCCACUACUGCGCUUCCACCAGCGAGGACAGCUGGACCGACAGCGAGGUGGACUCCUCCUGCUCCGGGCAGCCCAUCCACCUGUGGCAGUUCCUCAAGGAGCUGCUGCUCAAGCCCCACAGCUACGGCCGCUUCAUCCGGUGGCUCAACAAGGAGAAGGGCAUCUUCAAAAUUGAGGACUCCGCUCAGGUGGCCCGGCUGUGGGGCAUCCGCAAGAACCGGCCGGCCAUGAACUACGACAAGCUGAGCCGUUCUAUCCGCCAGUAUUACAAGAAGGGCAUCAUCCGGAAGCCAGAAGUCAGCUCAGCUCUGCUGAACUGGUUUUUUCUCCAGCCUUCUUGA